This is a messenger RNA of Oenanthe melanoleuca, 1578 nucleotides long. RefSeq names its product lectin, mannose binding 2 (gene LMAN2). The record is from RefSeq and is a predicted model, not a curated record. Gene Ontology annotation, cellular component: COPII-coated ER to Golgi transport vesicle; endoplasmic reticulum-Golgi intermediate compartment; endoplasmic reticulum membrane. Gene Ontology annotation, biological process: endoplasmic reticulum organization; Golgi organization; endoplasmic reticulum to Golgi vesicle-mediated transport. The transcript is spliced from 8 exons. Gene Ontology annotation, molecular function: D-mannose binding. Bases 223 to 1239 code for a protein of 338 amino acids. Lineage: Eukaryota; Metazoa; Chordata; Aves; Passeriformes; Muscicapidae.
ACGCGCAGGGCACGCCGGGAGGCCUUUCGGUCCUCUCCUCCCGCCUCCCGUCGCGCAACGGGAGCUGCGAGCCCCGCUGGCCCCGCCCUCUUCCCCUGCAAUAGGCGGGCAGAGAUGCCGCUCACGUUUGAAGGCGGGACCAUUGUGAGCGCGGGUUCGUAAUUGGCUGUUGCCGUUGCGAGGCGGGGCUGAGGGCGGAGCGGCGGAAGGCGGAAGCGGAGCAUGGCGGCGGGUGCGGGCGGGCUGGUGGUGGCGGCCGUGCUGCUGUUGGCCCUGGCCGGGCCGCGCCCGGUGCCCGCCGAGCUCACGGAUGGCAACAGCGAGCACCUGAAACGGGAGCACUCGCUGAUGAAGCCGUACCAGGGCGCGGGCUCCGCCGCGAUGCCAUUGUGGGACUUCCAGGACAGCACCAUGGUCACCAGCCAGUACGUGCGCCUGACGCCCGACGAGCGCAGUCGGAGGGGCUCCAUCUGGAACCGCGUGCCCUGCUUCCUCAAGGACUGGGAGCUCCACGUCCACUUCAAGAUCCACGGAGCCGGCAAGAAGAACCUGCACGGGGAUGGGCUGGCGCUGUGGUACACGCAGGAGCGCCUGACCUCAGGUCCUGUCUUUGGCAGCAAGGACAACUUCCAUGGACUGGCUAUUUUCCUUGAUACCUAUCCCAAUGAUGAGGCAACAGAGCGCGUGUUCCCCUACAUCUCGGCCAUGGUCAACAACGGCUCCCUGAGCUACGACCACAGCAAGGACGGGCGCUGGACGGAGCUGGCCGGGUGCUCCGCCGACCUGCGCAACCAGAACCACGACACCUUCCUGGCCGUGCGCUACUCGCGGGGCCGGCUCACGGUGAUGACUGAUGUGGAAGACAAGAAUGAAUGGAAGAACUGUAUUGACAUUGCAGGGGUGCAGCUGCCAACUGGGUACUUCUUUGGUGCUUCUGCUGGCACUGGAGAUCUCUCUGACAAUCACGACAUUAUCUCGAUGAAGCUGUUCCAGCUCAUGGUGGAGCACCCUGUAGAAGAUGAGAGCGUUGACUGGACCAAGAUCGAGCCGAGCGUCAGCCUCCUUAAAUCCCCCAAAGACAACGUGGAUGACCCGACGGGGAAUUUCCGGAGCGGGCCGCUGACGGGCUGGAAGGUGUUCCUGCUGCUGCUCUGCGCGCUGCUGGGCAUCAUUGUCUGCGCCGUGGUGGGAGCCGUGGUCUUCCAGAAACGCCAGGAGCGGAACAAACGUUUCUACUAGUGGAGCACCUGUGCCCAAACCCAUCAUUUUUUAUGGGGAGCUGUAAAAAAACCUGUGGUUUCUAAAUGCUGUUUCUGAGAAAUACCAGAAGUAUUUUCUUACCUGUCUGUUUGGCUGUAACCCCCGCCCGGCCCUUGGCCUCCCGCGGGUUGGACUGAGGGGGGUGAUGUGAUGCCCGCUGGCUCCCCAGAGCCGUGGUGUGGGAGCCUGGAGGUUGCUCCCCCGUUUUUCCAGCGCUCCCCCCGCCUUGCUGGGACUUGCUGUGCUGCCUGGGGCAGGUGUGAACAUGAGGAGCUGAGGGGAGGGGGAUGCGAGUGGGGCAUUAAAGGACUGACACCA